UUCGCAGUUUAGGCAGAGUAUGACUCUCUCACUUCUCUGCAAUCAUGAAGGUUCUGGUGGUAGCGGUGCUCUUUCUGGCGGCUGCCCAGGCCAAGUCCGUGGCGGACUUGUCAGACCUGCAGUUCGUCCACAAGUACGUGACCCCGAACCCCCGCCACACCGCGGAGGAGUGGGAGGCCAUCUACGCCGCCGCCGAGGCCGACACUCCAGAGAACACCACUGGACUCGUGCUGGGGACAGUCCCGCAACCUGAGGAUGCCGGGAAGGUGUUCGUGGAGCCUGCGGACCGCAUCAUCGCCGGUUCAUCCGCUGCCCUGGGUCAGUUCCCCUGGCAGGCGCUGCUGAUCCUGGGAGGAUCCGGCCUGUGCGGGGGUUCGCUCAUCUCCAACCAGUGGGUCCUCACGGCCGCCCACUGCAUGGUCGGAAUAAACAGCUACCGCAUCACUCUGGGUGCGACUAGCCGGACCGCGGCCCAAGCUGGGUCCGUGACGGAGAGUGCGCGCCAGGCGAUCAUUCAUGCCAACUACAACGACAACACCCAUGUCAACGACAUCGGCCUGAUUCAUCUGGCUUCAGCAGUCGCUCUCAACAACCACAUCAAUGUCGUCAAGCUGCCCCACAACGCUGGAAACACAUUCGCUGGGUCAGCUGCCACAGUCAGCGGCUUCGGGCGCGUAAACAGCGGCAACAACGCGGUGGCGUCGGUCCUGCAGUACGCCAACGUGGAGAUCAUCACGAACGCCGUGUGCGCGCGCACCUGGGGCAACAGGGUCACGGCGUCCAACAUCUGCAGCCUCGGCUCCAACGGGAGGAGCCCUUGCAACGGCGACAGCGGCGGUCCACUGGUGGUCCACGAGGGCAGCGGCUACACGCUGGUGGGAGCCGUGUCCUUCGGCGUCACCAACUGCCUGCCUAACCACCCGGCCGUGUACGCCCGCAUAACCAGCUUCCUCGCCUGGAUCUCGUCUCACAGCGGCGUCGCCAUAUCCGGACCAGAGAAGGGAACAGUCGUAUUCUCUUAUUCCAUUGGAGUCAUGAAGAUCUUCGUAGCAUUGGUUUUCUUCGCAGCGGCUACUCAGGCCAAGUCCGCUGUCAGCCUGGCUGAACUGCAGUCUGUCCACAACUGGGAUGUUGCUCCAGCGGCGCCCGAAACCAACUACAUCGAGACGAACCCACAGCCUGAGGACGCCGGGAAGGUGUCCGUGGAACACGAGGACCGCAUCGUCGGCGGCACGGCCGCUGCCCUGGGGCAGUUCCCCUGGCAGGCGCUGAUCGUGAGCGCGGCGACGAGCUUCUGCGGCGGGUCGCUCAUCUCCACCGGGUGGGUCCUCACGGCCGCCCACUGCAUACACGGGUACAGCACCUUCCACGUCACCCUGGGCUCCACGAACCGGUCCUGCGCCCAGGCAGGUUGCGUCACGCAGAGCGUCCGCCAGGCAAUCGCGCACGGCGGCUACGACCCCAGCGCCAUCGCCAACGACAUCGGCCUGCUGAACCUGGCCUCGGCGGUGUCUCUCAGCAACCACAUCAAUGUAGUCAGGCUGCCUCGCAACGCAGGCAACACAUACGCUGAUUCAGCGGCCAUUGUAAGUGGCUUCGGAAGAAUAAACAGCGCCAAUAACGACGUAUCGGACAUUCUUCUGUACGCCAACGCGAAAAUCAUCACAAACGCUGACUGCGCUAAAACUUAUGGUUCCACCAUACAAGACACCAACAUAUGCACCACUGGUGCCAGCAAUCCUUGCACUGGCGACAGCGGCGGUCCCCUGGUCGUGAGGGAGGCCGACGGCAAGUACACGCUGGUGGGGGCCGUGUCCUUCGGCAUCCAGACCUGUGUGGCCAGCCGCCCGUUCGUGUACGCCCGGGUCAGCCAGUACCUGGCCUGGAUCUCGUCCACCAGUGGCGUCGUCAGAGCAGCCUAGGGGCUCGCUCGGCCUUGCUGUCUGUACUCAUCAAACUGUCAAAUAAAUUAUUUUUUUAUAAAA
Molecule: messenger RNA, 1985 nt
Organism: Bacillus rossius redtenbacheri
Lineage: Eukaryota; Metazoa; Arthropoda; Insecta; Phasmatodea; Bacillidae
Product: transmembrane protease serine 9-like
Exons: 14
Coding region: 45-1922 (625 amino acids)
Biological process (GO): proteolysis
Molecular function (GO): serine-type endopeptidase activity
Source: RefSeq, a predicted model, not a curated record